AUGGAGGGACAAGAAGAGGCGGGCAUCAGUCGGAAGUUGGAGCCCCGAGCCGAGGCGCGUGCACAAAGCCCGGCUGACGUACAGCCUGCAUACACCGUCGGCCCUGCCGAGACCGGCAACUUGCCAACCGCGCACAAAUUCGCGAUACGCCUCUAUGAUGGUGGGACGAUGAUGUACGAUGAUCAGGAUGCACGGCCGGACGUGGGCAGAAUGAAGCCGGUUGCGCUUCGCGCCCAAUCAGCCCACCUUCACCAAGGUCAUGUGCCGCUUCAUCUCGACCGACCCACUUGGCUGGGAAAAGGUCUGGUGCUGCGUCUUCCACCAGCGACCCAAGCUCCGACAACCACCAGCUUUGCCGUGGCUGGUUCUCCACGUCUCACGCCUGUCGUGCAGCCCCCUGCUGGCAGGGAAGACCUGUACCGCAGUGCCGAGCUGCUUCCCACCGACUUCCCACCCAAUGCACGCUCUGGCUUCGACACGCGCUUCCGCACCAGCCAUGCCUACUCCGUCCUGGGGCCCGAGGGCUUCUGGACCGAAUCGUACCUCCGAGCGCACUACAUCGAAGACGUUCCUCGUCGCUAUCCGCUGCGACUCUACCCGCAUCCACCUCCAUUCGACGUGUGGCUCAAGGAACAGCGGCUGAUCCGAGCGAUCAACAUGCUAGCGCAGUCGACCGAGGUCGAGAUCGCACGCGACGGAACCACCAAAGCCGAACUGCUCGAUUUGGAGAUGCUCCAGGUCUACCUCAAGGGCUUGCUGCGCCAGACGCAGAUCGCUACCGCGCUGAGGUACGCUAACCUUCCGGAAGAGUGGAGGCUCUUCGAGGAAUCGCUCUAUCGAUACUGGGCUUCGUUUGUGCAUGUUGGCCAGGGUCGGGCAGUGCAGGUGUUCAGGAAUGGACAUCUGGAUCAGCAUCUGGACCAUGUGAGGAAGCUCGCGUUUGGGCCGGGUCUCGAAGAGCCCCUGGCGAGCGAUGGGGCCAAGGCGAAACCGCCUACGAGGGAGAAAACCCGCGGAAAGGUCAAGACCCCCGUCCAGCAAGAGGCAGCGUCGACGAGCAGGAGCUGGAGAGGCGCAAGGCGGGUCGCUGAUGCAACCAACAGCGCCGAAGAGAGGGAAAGCUUGGUAAAGCAGCUCCACAGGGCAUUCGAAGGCCGUCUUCACUUUUAG
Messenger RNA from Moesziomyces antarcticus, 1170 nucleotides. RefSeq lists its product as uncharacterized. NCBI's taxonomy places the organism in Eukaryota, Fungi, Basidiomycota, Ustilaginomycetes, Ustilaginales, Ustilaginaceae. The record is from RefSeq and is a predicted model, not a curated record. Bases 1 to 1170 code for a protein of 389 amino acids. The transcript is spliced from 3 exons.